Molecule: messenger RNA, 852 nt
Organism: Trichomonas vaginalis G3
Lineage: Eukaryota; Parabasalia; Trichomonadida; Trichomonadidae
Product: organellar and viral DNA polymerase type B
Exons: 1
Source: RefSeq, a predicted model, not a curated record
AUGUCAGAUGUUAAGAAAGGCAAACCAAAAAAGAGACCAUAUAGAGAUGAAAGCACACUGACAGAAAGACAGAAAAGAUUAUUGAACAGACUUAAACAAACAGGAGAUAAACAAGAUAUAGAUGACUUCUGGAAUGAAAUCCUUGAUGAAAAGAAGUUUUAUAAGAAGAGAAGCGGUCAGUUCUGGAAGUAUCUUUGCACAUUACCUAUAAAUCUUGAACGCUACCAAAUCUUCAAUGAACUGAACAAAAGAACUGCAGCACUUAUGACAGAAGACAAUUGUUUCGUUUAUGCUUGCAUUCAGGCUGGAGUAGAUGAAGAAACUAUUGACCACAUGAGAGAAGUCAUUCGUGUUAGAGACUUUCCUCAAAGUAAAGUACAAGAAAUUUCUGACGCAACAGGUAUAGCAUUUAAUGUUACCAUUGGUUAUUUCAAUGACUCAAGACAUAAUGAAAUAAAGAGAUACAUACCAAAAGAAUGUGAAACUGUUCGAACUAUUGACUUACUUCUUGUUGAAGACCACUACAUGCUAAAUGAAAGACUUCCAAUGACAACAUAUUUCAUUCGCAACUAUAUAGAAAUCUUGAAGGAGUGUGGUGGAAUGAACAUUGAGAAACAGAUGAAAAUAUAUACAAUGAGAGAGAACAAAUAUGUAGUUCGCAUGGAUAGAACUACACCGCUAUGGGAUGUUAUGAAAACAUUGUGGGAGUGCAAAUAUUUCGAACCUAUUUCUUAUGGAGAACUUUUCACAUAUACGACUGACUUAUAUAAACAGAACCUUGCACCAUUUAAAGAUUUGACAUAUGCUCCAAAGUAUUGUGUACAACUGAAGAAGAAAGCAGAGUCAAAAGAA